AUGUGCCAAGUAGAGUUUGAGAUGGCCUGCGCUGCUGUCAAGCAGUUGAAGGGACCUGUGAGUGAUCAGGAGAAACUGUUGGUGUACAGCUUCUACAAACAGGCCACCCAGGGCGACUGCAACAUCCCUGCCCCACCUGCCACAGAUGUGAAAGCCAAGGCCAAGUGGGAGGCAUGGAACGAGAACAAAGGGAUGUCCAAGAUGGAUGCCAUGAGGAUCUAUGUUGCCAAAGUGGAAGAACUGAAGAAAAAUGACAGUGGAUAAGGAGGAGUGCCAAACAGAAUGAAGUGGCAUGGCUCCUCUGGUAGGGAAAAGGACUUCUUAAAAGUCUGAUGGCUGAAAUGUCAUGAAGCCAUAACAACUGUAGCUGAGAGACCUCAAUAAAUCACUUA
Lynx canadensis (Canada lynx) is the source of this 392-nucleotide messenger RNA. RefSeq names its product diazepam-binding inhibitor-like 5. Gene Ontology annotation, cellular component: mitochondrion. Bases 1 to 264 code for a protein of 87 amino acids. The transcript has a single exon. NCBI's taxonomy places the organism in Eukaryota, Metazoa, Chordata, Mammalia, Carnivora, Felidae. Gene Ontology annotation, molecular function: fatty-acyl-CoA binding. Gene Ontology annotation, biological process: fatty acid metabolic process. The record is from RefSeq and is a predicted model, not a curated record.